Molecule: messenger RNA, 1015 nt
Organism: Paramecium sonneborni
Lineage: Eukaryota; Ciliophora; Oligohymenophorea; Peniculida; Parameciidae
Source: the annotation of a GenBank genome assembly
UAUAUAUAAUGGAUCUAUGGAAAACUUAUUCUCACAUUAGGUCAAUAUCUUCAUGUAAGUCAAAACCUAAAAUUUCUAAUAAAUCUCGGGAUUAAAUCAAUCGAAGGAAAAGAUCUGUAACUUUUAAUAGUGAUUUGGAUCUAAUUAAAUCAAUAAGCUGUCAAGAAAACUUGCUAGAUUUGAUAGGGAAGGUACAGAAGUAAAAGUAGGAGUAUCUUUUAACACUCUAAGAUUCUUAAAUGACUUUACUUCCACCUUUGAAAAUAGAAUAGGAUGAGAAUAAAAUAUUGAAGUAAUAAGUUAAAAAAUAAAAUAAUAAAGAACAAUAUGAAUUCUCUAUACCAAUGGAUUCAUAAAAAAAGUUGCUUUAUUAAAAAUAAAAUAUAUAUGGUAAAUUCAUUGAACCAACUUAAUAUAAAAAAAUAGAUUAUUAAUAGAUCUAAACAUUGUAUAUUUAUAUUAUUAUAAUAGUGAAUCAGCAAUUUCAUAAAUAUAAUUUUAAGAAUGUAAUAAAGAUAAGGUUAAUAAAAUCAAGGAUUAAGAUAUAUAAUAAUAAAUGGAUAAAUUAAUAUAGUAAGACAAUGAAGCAUAAAGGUUGAACCAAUAAUAUUCUUCUAAUUAUAAUCAAGAUUAUGAUUUAUUUUAAGAACAAUAAAAAAUGAAUAAAAUUAUUAAUGAAGCUCUAAAAUAUAAGUAACAAAAAAGAGAACCUAUAAAUGCAUCAAAAAGUGUUAAGUAAAAAAGAACAUUAAUGAGAAAUUAUCUUGAAAAUUAAUACUAGAAUGCAUUGAACUCAAUUAUGCAAGGGAUUAAUGUGAAUACAGAUGAGGAUAAUCUAUUUAUAAGAAAGAAAUAUUAAAAGAAAAUUAAACUUAAUACUUCUAUUAAUAAUUCGAGGAUUAGUAAUCAAUAUAUUAAAAAAGCAAUCUCUUCUUAAAUUAUUCAUCCGGAUAGAUAAGAAUUUCUUAAUAAGACUCUAGAAAUUUAUGAUAAAUGUAAUACUUAUCUAAAUUGA